AUGUUUCUCUCUCUUUAAACUUAUUGACACUUUGCUUCUUCAACUUCUGAGUAGCUGAUUUGGAUAGCCGUUAUUCGGUUAUGCCUGGGAAUAACUACAAUGGCAAUUUAUCAGUUCCAAAGAGUCGAAUAGAGAGAUUGUUGAGAGAAAGAGAGUUCAGGAAAAAUAGCAGAGCUUCAUAUGAUGUUAAUGGCAAUGCCACUAUUGAUCCUGAACCACGGUUAAGGGAAUGCGAUAACUUUGUGGAGCAGUAUUUAAAUGGAGCUUCUGCUGCACAUGGCGCAUGGGAAAAGCCUGAUGGGGGAUUGUUCACACAACGGUUGCUAGUCGUUGCUAAUAGAUUGCCGGUUUCUGCUGUUAGAAGAGGAGAAGAGAGUUGGUCACUAGAAGUUAGCGGUGGAGGACUUGUUAGUGCUCUUUUGGGAGUGAAGGAGGUUGAGGCGAAAUGGAUUGGAUGGGCAGGUGUAAAUGUGCCUGAUGAGCCCGGGCAGAGGUCGUUAACUAAAGCACUGGCUGAGAAGAGAUGCAUACCAGUCUUUCUUGAUGAAGAAAUAGUCCAUCAGUAUUAUAACGGUUACUGCAACAACAUAUUAUGGCCUCUAUUUCAUUAUCUUGGUCUUCCACAAGAAGACCGUUUGGCUACAACCCGAAGCUUCCAGUCCCAAUUCGCUGCAUACAAGAAAGCAAAUCAAAUGUUUGCUGAUGUGGUAAAUGAGCAUUAUGAAGAAGGUGAUGUUGUUUGGUGUCAUGACUACCAUCUUAUGUUCCUUCCAAAGUGUCUUAAAGAUCAUAACAUUAACAUGAAAGUUGGCUGGUUCCUUCAUACGCCUUUUCCUUCUUCUGAAAUUCAUAGAACAUUGCCUUCUCGCUCUGAGCUUCUUCGAGCAGUUCUUGCGGCUGACUUGGUCGGCUUUCAUACAUAUGAUUAUGCAAGACAUUUUGUGAGUGCUUGUACUCGUAUCUUGGGACUUGAGGGUACACCUGAAGGAGUAGAGGAUAAUGGGAGGCUUACUCGUGUUGCUGCAUUCCCAAUUGGUAUAGAUUCAGAACGGUUUACUCAUGCUCUCGAGUCUCCAGAAGUGCAAAACCACAUUAAAGAACUGAAGGAGAGGUUUUCUGGGAGAAAGGUGAUGUUAGGAGUUGAUCGUCUGGAUAUGAUUAAAGGGAUCCCUCAAAAGAUACUGGCAUUCGAGAAGUUCCUAGAGGAAAAUCAAUAUUGGCAUGAUAAAGUGGUUUUGCUACAAAUUGCAGUACCAACAAGAACCGAUGUUCCUGAAUAUCAAAAGCUCACAAGUCAGGUUCAUGAAAUUGUGGGGCGGAUAAAUGGUAGGUUUGGGACAUUGACUACCGUUCCGAUUCACCAUCUGGAUCGCUCUCUUGAUUUUCAAGCGUUAUGUGCACUAUAUGCUGUCACGGAUGUAGCACUUGUAACAUCUUUGCGAGAUGGAAUGAAUCUUGUCAGCUACGAAUUUGUUGCAUGCCAAGAUGCUAAAAGAGGAGUACUCAUAUUAAGUGAAUUUGCUGGCGCUGCACAGUCCCUGGGUGCAGGAGCGAUUCUUGUUAAUCCAUGGAACAUAACAGAAGUUGCAGCUUCCAUAGGCCAGGCUUUAAAUAUGUCAGCUGAAGAAAGAGAGAAACGUCAUCUGCAUAACUUUUCGCACGUCACAACUCACACUGCUCAAGAAUGGGCUGAAACUUUUGUUAGUGAACUGAACGAUACUGUAAUUGAAGCGCAACAAAGGAUUAGGCAAGUUCCGCCACCGCUUCCAGUUGAAGAGGCUAUCGAGCGUUAUUUGCAGUCAAGUAAUCGACUUGUUAUACUGGGAUUUAAUGCUACAUUAACUGAACCAGUUGAUACACCUGAUAGAAUUGGAGGCGAUCAGAUAAGAGAAAUGGAUUUUAGGUUGCACCCCGAUUUGAAAGAACCUCUGACUAGGCUUUGCAGUGACCCAAAAACCACGGUUGUUGUUCUCAGUGGAAGCGACAGAGCUGUUUUGGAUGAGAAUUUUGGUGAGUACAACAUGUGGUUGGCUGCCGAAAAUGGAAUGUUUCUACGCUCUACCAGAGGUGACUGGAUGACUACGAUGCCUGAACAUUCAAAUAUGGAUUGGGUGGAUAGUGUAAAGCAAGUUUUUGAAUACUUUACCGAAAGAACACCUCGAUCUCAUUUCGAGCUUCGUGAGACUUCACUUGUAUGGAACUACAAGUAUGCAGAUGUGGAGUUCGGGAGGCUACAAGCCAGGGACAUGUUGCAGCAUCUCUGGACAGGCCCGAUAUCUAAUGCAUCCGUAGACGUUGUCCAAGGUAGCCGCUCUGUCGAGGUCCGAGCCGUGGGAGUCACAAAGGGUACUACUAUUGUUCGCAUAUUAGGAGAGAUCGUUCAUAGCAAAUCCAUUUCUGCACCGAUCGAUUAUGUCCUAUGCAUUGGUCAUUCACUAGGGAAGGAUGAAGAUAUUUACACAUUUUUUGAGCCAGAUCUCCCCUCAGACAGCAUUGGUAUCCCGAGACAGAAGCUAAGUGAUGCAACAAAAUCAUAUAUAGACAGGAAAUCGAGAAAAAGCGGGUCAAAAUCAUCUCAAAGGCAAACACACCAACGACAUCCGGAAUAUAAGCAAAAUGGUAAUAGCUACACUAAUGGUAGCAAUAACAAUAACGAUGUUGUUAGGAAUGGUGGAAGGCGAUCAUCACCAUCCCCGGAUAAAGUAACGUGGAGUGUACUUGAUCUGAAAGGGGAUAACUAUUUCUCAUGUGCAGUUGGAAGAAAACGUACAAAUGCUCGCUACCUACUCCCGACAUCAGAUGAUGUCGUCUCAUUUCUGAAAGAUCUUGCUAGAGCAUCAUGAAAAUGUAUGUAAAUAUGUAGCAGGCUAUUAGUUUUGUUAAUAAAUAGGUUAAUUUAUGUAAUAGUGUUGUUGUACUAGGAAGGAUCGAACCAUAUGGGAACCAAUGAUGUGUGCCUUUUCGUUAGUUGUUUUUUUUUUUUGUCAAA
This is a messenger RNA of Erigeron canadensis, 2989 nucleotides long. RefSeq names its product alpha,alpha-trehalose-phosphate synthase [UDP-forming] 1-like. Gene Ontology annotation, molecular function: alpha,alpha-trehalose-phosphate synthase (UDP-forming) activity. The record is from RefSeq and is a predicted model, not a curated record. The coding region runs from base 81 to 2843 and encodes 920 amino acids. The transcript has 18 exons. Gene Ontology annotation, biological process: trehalose biosynthetic process. NCBI's taxonomy places the organism in Eukaryota, Viridiplantae, Streptophyta, Magnoliopsida, Asterales, Asteraceae. Gene Ontology annotation, cellular component: cytosol.